Myxocyprinus asiaticus (Chinese sucker) is the source of this 1124-nucleotide messenger RNA. Its product is annotated as biogenesis of lysosome-related organelles complex 1 subunit 3-like. NCBI's taxonomy places the organism in Eukaryota, Metazoa, Chordata, Actinopteri, Cypriniformes, Catostomidae. The record is from RefSeq and is a predicted model, not a curated record. The transcript is spliced from 2 exons. Gene Ontology annotation, cellular component: BLOC-1 complex. The coding region runs from base 156 to 749 and encodes 197 amino acids.
GACUUUUAUUUUGAAUUAUCACAUUUUUGUAGUUGCUUUGGAUUUUUAUUGUGACGUCCUCUGUUUUUCUUACUAAUUUCUGUUUUGAGCUGGUUUCUCGUGACACUUCCUAUGACACUGGGAUUGUGGAAAUAAACACAUGCAGGUGUGCGAUCAUGGCAAGCAACAAGUUCCAGAUCGUAGUACAGGGCGAAGCAUCUGAAACAGACUCUGAUGAUGAAGUAUACAUCACCUCUGCCCCACCUGUGCAAUCGUCAUCAUCAUCAUCAGGGAGGAAGGUGGCAGGAGAGGCAUCAGAGACAGACAGUGAGGAUGAGGAGGAGAGAGCUCGCAGACUGGCCUCUGAAAACCAACAACAGAUGCUCCGUAAAGAUUUACCGCCCCUCGUCCUGAUCAGAAACACACCUGUGUUUGUAUCUAGACAGGAGGACCGAUCAUCCCUGUCCAGACCCUGUCCCGAUUCAGGCCGGUUUAUCAUGUUACUCCAGCAGAAACUGCAGGAGAGCAAUGCACAGCUGUGUGCAGAUGUCAAUCAAAGCCUGAGACAGGUGUAUCAGAAUUCUGCCAGAGAUGUAAGACAGGCCACCACAAAUCUGAACAACUCUCAAACCGGCAUCAUCAACGCGUCCCAUAGCAUUAGACUCAUACUGGACAAUCUCAAGUCAGUGUCAGAGAAAAUCGAAAUCAUUACGAGCUGUCAUUUAUUGCCAGACAUCACUAUGCCAAACCCUGUGUCUGGACAAUCAUAAUGCACAUUAUCAGAUGUCUAAAAGCAAUCUGGGACAGCUAUGCAUGCACUGUAGUGUUCAUUUUAAAUCUGAGGUUUCCAAAUGUUUUCGUUUGUAAUAUUAUUGCAAAUGGGUCUGCUGUAGGACUAUUUAAUGUCCUAUAUAAGUGAAAACUGGGAUGUGACAUUUCAUGAUUUUCAUUUUAUACUAAAUUAAGUGUUGAAUGUGUCAGUAGUCUUAGACUAGCAUGUUUGACAUCAAGUCACAGCUUCAGUGUGGCUCUCAACUUAAGUUUGUAAUUUUGGUGUAAUUAGAGUUGCUCAAUGCACACCAAUAAUGACUGCAAUAAUAAAUUAUUUACAAGAACUGUAAAGUUUCCAUGUAAAUUAUGUAAUA